Macrobrachium nipponense is the source of this 8808-nucleotide messenger RNA. RefSeq lists its product as uncharacterized. Lineage: Eukaryota; Metazoa; Arthropoda; Malacostraca; Decapoda; Palaemonidae. The transcript is spliced from 36 exons. The record is from RefSeq and is a predicted model, not a curated record. Gene Ontology annotation, molecular function: calcium ion binding. Bases 857 to 7843 code for a protein of 2328 amino acids.
GUCAACUUCGUACAUUAUCUAGCAUUUGGGUCACCCGGAAGAAAUAUGACACCCGGAAGCCUUAAUACAACCGAAUCUUCGUUAAAUCAAAAUAAAGACCUCCAUAUUUUGUCGAACUGUUUAACUGAUAGACGUUUUACGGAGUAGUUCAGGACAGGUUUCCGACACAGCGCGCUUGCUACAUGCGCAAGAUUUCUGUCUACCAUUCAUUUCAAGCACUCCAGUCUACCAGUGUCCAUUAUUGAAACGUGCUAGUAGAUUGGGUGCCGUUUAUCGGGUGAAUUUUCUUACCUACCAUUGAAAUUGUGGGAUUAUGGAUAUGAAGUCUUUAUAUUCUUAAGUUCUGAUAUAUAGCAUUCGCAUAGGCUUCGAUGCAUCUUCAAGAACAGACCGCCAAAUCAUGCCAUGAGACUAGAAAGGAACCUAUAUGGAACAUCUGAACAUAGGCUAUGCUUUAGGUAUAACCUAAGGAAAACUUAAAAGGGAAGUGAAGUGAUACCGUUGGAUGUUAAACUUGGAUUGCUGUGAAACGAAUUUUAUGUGGUAAACAAAAAUAAAGAAGUGAAAUGAGACGAAAGCCGCAGCUAUGUUAAUUUUUAAACUUUGUGCUUGUGAUUAAAUCUGACAGAAAAGAUUGUUUGAAUUUCAUACAGUGAGAGUGAAAGGACUGGUGACCGGAGCAUUGCCACUAACAGUUGGGACAGAUUCUUGGAAAGGUCUAACUUGCUGCCAUUGGCUCGUAGUGUUUUAUAUGAGGGACGUUGUGGCUGGAACGACAUCGCGAACAAUCCCCGUGUGAGGGUUUUGACCUUUUGUGCUGUGCCACCCCCGUGGGUGACAUUACUGCUUCGUCACCAUGGUAAAAGUUCUUCAGGUUUCAGUGUACUUGGCGCAACUGCUGGUGCUGUGUGCUUGCGCAUGCAUCCCCCCCGCGGCGCUGCCCCACGGCAAGGUCUCCCUGGAACGAGGAGGAAUCAUCGUCGCUUACAGCUGCAAUCCCGGGCACACCCUGGAAGGCACGGCAAUCGCUGUCUGCAUCGGUGGGAGAUGGUCCACUGCAAGCCCCAAAUGUGUUGCUGAUGUGGUGGAAGACGACGUCGUACCUGACGAGGAGGUCAGUGGUAGUCGGAGAAGGAAAGCCUCCCGUCGCUCCAAGAAGAGAAAUAGGAAGAAUAAGCAGCGAAGGCCUCCAUCCCGAAGGGGUGAGUCAGAGGGAGGGGACGACCCCCCCACAGGGGAACAGGAACAACAAGACCAGCAUAUCAUCAGCGCUUAUAACAUUGUCGAGUCUUCCUCCACAAUCAAGGACAACCUCAAGGAGGGAAAAACCAAGGGCGUGAUCAAGAAGACCAGCUGGGAGAGUAGCGUCGAUUCCGUGACGGAGGAUGUAGAAACAACGACAAAGGAGGAAGUGAGAAAAGCCGCUGAGGAGGAGAAGGAGGAGGAGACAGAGGAAGACGAACAACUGAAGAAGAAGAGAGAGAGAAGGAGACGUCGGAAAGACAGGAGAGGGAAAAAAAGAGGGAGGAAGGGAAGGCGAGGCGAAAGGAAAAGGGACAAGAAAGGCAGAAGAGAGAGGAGAAAGAAGACACAGGAACAGAAUAGGGAAGCAGGCGCAGAGGUUGACAAUCCUGCAAAUGAAGUGAGUCCUAGGAAAGGAGCCUCAGAGCCCAUAGUCACUUCCCAGUCCCCUGACGUAGACCAAACCGUCACCCCUACUGAGGAGCGGAAACACAAGAAAGAUAAGAGCGGAAGGAAAGGACAUAGAAACAAGAAUAGGAGAAACAGAAAUGGUCAGAAGGAAAGAAGAGGGAAAAAGGGAAAAAAAGAAGCACUCGACAUCAUGUCGGAUGGCGACAGCUCUGACAAGGAAGCCCAGAAUGAUGAAGAGAAUGAAGACAAUCAGAUUGCGAAUGAAGUCCUUCCAAGCCUGCACCAGAGUGAGGGGACGGAGAGCCGGAAAAGCCGCGUGAGGAACGGUCGUAAACGUAAAUCUAAGAACAGAACCAUCAGCUCGAACGAGGUUGAACUUCCUGAAGGUGCCUCCGACCCAUCACCUGUUUCCUCCACUACCACUACUACCACGACGACGACGACAACGACAACAACGACUACUCCAAGCCCUGCUACGACUACCACUACUGCUGCUGAUACUACCGAAACUGUAUAUGUCUCAACGGGUUACCCACAAGAUUCAUCUUAUAGCGGAGUGGAACCGCAAUAUACCAUUGAAGGUCGCGAAGACGAAAGAACAAUUGUUGACUUCGUACCAGAAUCUCCCUCCUCUGCUUUUGGCGAGGAACUUUCCAAGAAUACCAUACAGGAGGAAUCGAAAAUACUCCAUGACAAAGAGAAGGCCGAAGGGGAAAAAGAAUCUGGCGACAGAAAGAAGAAAAACAAGAAAAAGAACAGGAAAAAGAAGAAGGAAGAGAGAAAGGAGACUCCUGUGGCCGUUGAAAACACAGAAAUAGACUGGAUUGACACCUACAAUGAGUUGCCAGAGGGGUAUCCGUUAUUUUCCGGAGAGGAAACGGAACCAAAGGUUGAAAAAGAGGAAGAGGGAGCUUUGCCCGAAGGCCUUCCUGAUGGUUACCCCAUUAACAGGUUUUCGGAUGAAGUUUCGGACAACGGCAAAAGCAGGUUUAUAGAGACAGAAGAUAUUGACUUUGCCACCCUAGACACAAGUUGCAUCAUUUCAGAGAUUGACUCCAUUUACCUUCCCCCGCCCAGAGUCAAGAACGCACAUGUAACUGCUUAUUACACUGUAACCAAUCCAUCUUCUCCUAAUAAUGUGUACGUGGAGGCUGUGUACGAGUGUAAAUUUGGCUACAGAAUGGGAGACACAGCAAACAACAGAGUGUUUUGUAAAGGAGAUAAGUGGCUGGGAUUCCUCCCUUCCUGUGUUCAUUACGCCCACCAGUCAAAUGGCGAAGCUUGUGGCCAAGACAACGGAGGCUGUGAACAGAUAUGUGAGUCGUCAUCAGGUAGCACCCACUGCCUAUGCUAUAAAGGAUUCAGACUGCGGGAGGAUCAGUCCUCGUGUGAAGAUGUGAACGAGUGUGAAAUUGAAAAUGGUGGUUGUGAAGGUGCUUGCUUCAACAAAGUAGGAACUCACCAGUGCUAUUGCCCCAAAGGGUAUAGACUUGCCACCAAUGGUAAAACCUGUAUUGACAAGAAUGAGUGUCGCCUGAGAAAUGGCCAUGGACCUUGUCAGGAUACGUGUACCAACACAGAGGGUGGCUAUAUUUGUUCUUGUGAUAGUAUACCAGGAACACAUUUAGGUGCUGACAACCACACUUGCGAAGAUGUAGAUGAGUGUGCAAUCAAUAAUGGAGGUUGUUCCCAUAUAUGUCUCAACACCUUUGGACAGAUCUUUUGCACCUGUCCUGAGGGAUUUAUCAUGGCCAUGGAUUGGAAGACAUGUGAGGAUGUCAAUGAAUGUGAACAUGAAGAAAUUGCCAGUAAGUGUGAACAUGGAUGCAUUAACACUCCUGGAAGCUAUCAUUGUGCUGAGGCUGAUGAGUUUGUUUUGGCCCUAGAAUGCCCUCCUGGCCUCAGUCCUACAGAAGAUAAUCAAAGUUGUCAGGAUGUUGAUGAAUGCAAAAAUGACAACCAUGGGUGCUCAGAUAUAUGUGUGAACACUCAUGGUGAUGCUCACUGUUCUUGCCCAGUUGGGUACUCCCUUGGCUUUGACAACAAAACAUGCCAUGAUAUUGAUGAAUGCAGUACUGGUGAUAAUGGAUGCUCACACGGGUGUGAAAAUAGUGAGGGUUCAUAUUCUUGUACCUGCCCUGAAAGUUUCACACUUUCUCCAUCUUUGAAAGACUGUUUGGACAUCAAUGAAUGUGCCACAGAAUCGGGAGGUUGCCAGCAGGUCUGUCAAAACACAGAGGGUUCAUUUUUCUGUGAUUGUGAAGAUGGGUAUAAGCUUGACUCAGAUGGUCAUUCAUGCAUAGAUACUAAUGAAUGUGAAGAAGGAAAUGGAGGUUGUGAUCAGAUCUGUAUAAAUGAGCCAGGCUCCUUUAUGUGUUCAUGUAAUGUUGGUUUUGAGCUUGAGGAUGAUUUCCAUUGCACUGACAUAAACGAGUGCCUGUUACAAUUGUCUGAUUGCCAGCAUGAUUGUAAGAACCUUCCUGGUUCAUACAGCUGUGUGUGUCAUGAUGGGUUUAAAUUAGAUAGUGAUGGUCAAACUUGUCUUGAUAUAGAUGAGUGUGGUGUUGAUAAUGGUUGCUCACAUUUUUGUACCAACCAAAAUGGUUCCUAUGCUUGUCAUUGUCCACCGGGAUGGACAUUAAACACUGAUGGUCAUAUGUGCAAUGACAUUGAUGAAUGUUUGGUAGAGAAUGGAGGUUGUACACAUGUUUGUCAUAAUUUUGAUGGUGGAUACAAAUGUACCUGUCCUGAUGGAUUAGAACUGAUACAAGAAGGAACGGCGUAUGAAAAAUUACAUGUAUGUGUUGAUAUUGAUGAAUGUCUAGACAAUAAUGGUAAUUGUAGCCAUGAGUGUUUUAAUAUUGAAGGUGAUUUUGAAUGUAGAUGUCCAAAAGGAUUUACUUUUGAGGAAGGCAAAGAGGCAUCACUACAUCUGAAUCAUUGUAUUGAUGUCAAUGAAUGCUUACAAAACAAUGGUGGGUGUAGUCAUACGUGUGUAGACACCGAAGGAAGUUUUAGAUGUGAGUGCCCCAAAGGUAUGAUGCUCUCAGAGGUAUCCAAUAAUUCAACAUUCGAAUGUGAGGAUGUAGAUGAAUGCCUAAAAGAUAAUGGUGGUUGUAGUCAUAUGUGCGUAAACUUAGAAGGUACUUAUGAAUGUGAAUGCCCUGAUGGAUGGGAACUGCAAAUCCCUGAUGAUUACUACGACUACUAUAAUGAAGAAGAUGCUACUGUGUUUGAAUUAUUUAAUGACGUAAUUUGGAAGAAAUGUGUCGAUAUUGAUGAAUGUGGUGCAGAUAAUGGUGGGUGCAGCCAUAUAUGUCAUAAUGAUAAUGGAAGCUACAAAUGUUCCUGUCCAUCAGGAUUAUGGCUUAGGAAGGAUAAUCUAACUUGUUGGGAUAUCAAUGAAUGUGAUGUUGAGAAAGGAGGGUGCUCUCAUGAAUGUUCGAAUACUGAAGGAUCUUUCAUUUGCCUUUGCCCAGAAGGCUUUACUCUAGUUGAUGUUACUAGAUGUUUGGAUAUUGACGAAUGCUUAAAAGAUAACGGAAGAUGUACACACAAAUGCAUAAAUCAGAUUGGAACUUUCCAUUGUGCUUGUCCAGAAGGUUUAGUGCUUGAAAAUGACAAUUUAACCUGCAGUGAUGUAAAUGAGUGUGGUGAUGAUAAUGGUGGCUGCACUCACGAAUGCAACAACCUCCAUGGGCGUUACACAUGUAGUUGCCCUCCUGGCUUUGUUCUUGCUGAAGAUGAACAUACAUGUGAAGAUGUUAACGAGUGCCUCGAUAAUAAUGGCAACUGUUCUCACCACUGUACCAAUAAAAAGGGUUUUUUCAAAUGCAAAUGUCCAACUGGGCUCAUUUUAGGAGUAGAUGGACGUACAUGCCUUGAUGUAGAUGAAUGUGGAAUGAAUAAUGGAGGGUGCUCUCAUCAGUGCUCUAAUCGGGAAGGACAUUACACUUGCCUAUGUCCUAGUGGAUAUAUAUUAGCAGCUGAUAAUCACACUUGUGAAGAUGUAAAUGAAUGUGCUCAUGAAAAUGGGGGCUGUAGUUAUAAAUGUGUGAAUACCGAAGGUGGAUAUGAAUGUCACUGUGCACUAGGAAUGAUACUUGGCAAAGAUAACCAAACUUGUAAAGAUGUUGAUGAAUGUGCCAAGAACAAUGGAGGCUGCAGUGGAGAGUGCCAUAAUAUGCAGGGAUCAUUCAGGUGUGAAUGCCCCAUUGGAUACCGUCUUGGUAGUGAUGGCAUAACUUGUGAAGAUAUAGAUGAAUGUAUGUUAGCCAAUGCUGGGUGUUCUCAUUCCUGUACCAACACAGAAGGGUCUUUUAUAUGUAUGUGCCCUACUGGAUAUAAAUUAGCUGAAGACCUUUACCGUUGUUUGGAUAUUGACGAAUGUGAAAAAUCUCCAUGUGAACACGAAUGCGUCAACACUCUUGGGUCCUUUUAUUGUAGUUGCAGAUCUGGCUACAAACCUAGACCAGAUGCAGCCCACAGUUGUUGGGAUGUGAAUGAAUGUGAUGAAGGCAAUGCAGGUUGUGCUCAAGACUGUUUCAACACUGUUGGUUCUUAUCACUGUGGAUGUUCAAGAAACUUCAUACUUGGAGAAGAUAGUCACUCUUGUGAAGCAAAGCCAGUAUUUUGCCCUGUUAUUGUGGCCCCACUAAAUGGAGACAUGGUAUGUACACAUGAUUUGGAAGGAGGAGCUUAUCCUAUGGGUACGACUUGUAUGUUCUCUUGCGCAAAAGGAGCAGCAUUACAUGGCAGCAUGAAUACCACUUGUCUCGCUACUGGUUCUUGGUCCAAAAGUCCUGCUACUUGCCAAGCUGUAAAAUGUUCUGUGUUGGCUGAAGUGAAUCGUGGCCGUGUUUCUCCAUCGCGAUGUGUACGUCGUACAUCAAAUGUUGGACAGCAUUGCUACCUCUCCUGCUCUCCAGGUUACCGUGUUGUUGGCAAUCCUGUUAGAACAUGCCAGUCUACGGGAUUAUGGUCUCCAGAAGUUCCCAGUCCUUAUUGUGAGAAAGAUGUUUACCACAUACCUGCUUCAAAACUGCCAAGGUUUUAUGGAUUCGAUUGGUUGUUCCGUGACAGGAAGGACACUCUCAAGCCAUUCAUCCAGUGUCCUAGUGAUGUCACAGUGGAGUUAGCACCCCACCAGAGUACGUCAUAUGUUCGUUUACCACAACCAAAAGCCAAUGUUGAUUGGUACAGAUAUGUCUCGAGGGGACCACUGAGGAGAAAACUAGCUGUGGAUGCUGAAGACCAAAGGUAUGUAGAAGCUAAUCCUGGUUGGGCCAAACAGCUUGAGGCAGACCUACCAUCUGGAAAGACAACGGUUACUUUUGUUGCUCGUUCACCUGUCUCGGAAGAAUCUGCAUCGUGCUCCUUUAUAGUAGAAGUUGUUGAUAAAGAAGAUCCACAAGUAUUUGGAUGCCCAAAGUCUUUUACUGUGCAUCUGGCAGAUGGAGAAACAAGUACAGAGGUGACAUGGAAAGAACCAAUAUUCAAAGAUAAUGUAGAAAUUGCUCACCUAUGGAAGUCAAUGGAGCCUGGACAAAGACUUACCAUAGGAACUUACCCAGUGCAUUAUGUAGCCAUGGAUCCAUAUAGAAAUCGAGCUAAAUGCUCAUUCACUAUUAGCGUCACAUCCAGGAACUCCCCAUCUGUACUCCCACCAUUCCAGUCAGACCAGGUAUUAGCUGUAUGCCCGGGUUUGAAUGGAGGGAAGCCCAUCCCGAUGUAUGCUUGGCGUGUUCCCCAGGGAUGUACCGUAGUGCACACCAAUACCAAUGCGUACCAUGCCCAGUGGGGUCAUACUCUCACAAAUACUCAAGUGAGCAGUGCCAACAGUGCAGUGAUGGGGGCACGACACCAAACCCAGGGGCAGACUCCCCCACCCUCUGUUUAUACCCCGUUAUCCGUUCCUCAGCAGCAACCACCACACAGAAGCCACGAAAGAAAGUAUGGAAAACUCGGCAAACGUUUGCGUGGACGUAAUCCUAUUCGAGGUGAUGUGGCAUCAAGUAGUUACAGAGAUAGAAUGCAUUCUCCUUCAGCAGCUUCACAGUUACUUCAAACUUUCCAAGCAGCAGCACUGCAGCCUGGAACAACGUUAGCAAUUGCCCAUGCCCAUGCUCGGGGAGGACCUAAUACUCAUGCACAAGCUCUCGCCCAUGCUGGUGUUUAUAAUUUUGGUUAAUGUAGUAAAUUUUUACUAUUUGCAUACAAGCUAUAUUAUUUAUGUAAAACAGAUGAUCUAUCUGGAACAUGUUUUGCUGCUUUUCAUCCCCUUCUUAGAUGAAAAGAGAGAAUAAGGUAAAAAUAUCUGCUCCCUUCAGUUAUACAAGAGAGGAAUGUAAGUUGCAAAACAGUAUACUUUUGGCAUAGUAUAUCAGUCAGCCCUUCUGAGAAAGCAUUUGGGUACAAAUGUGCCUUUUACAUACAAAAUUCUGUGGGAAAAAGAAAAUAGGAAAAGUGACAGCUCUAGCUAUCAUUCUGGAGGUCACACCAGAGAACCCAUAAAGACUGACUAAAUGCUCUUUGCACUAUCUACAAGGAAUGUUUCAAGGACUACUGACUUAAGAAACCAACUUUAUUGCUGGUUUUAAUAAAAUUACCUAUGAAUUUAAUAUUAGAUUACAAAAUACUUACAAUUUCCAAAAUUAAGCACCUCUUAGAACACAAUCAAAGACAAUUACUUAAAAACUACCCAAAUUGUUAAUGAUUAUACUGUAUAUGGAUGGUCACAUAUCAGGAUGAUGCGUAUUUUGUACCACUGACACACUGAAGUAGAAUAAAGCUACAUCAGGAAUUAUGCAUUGGCUGACAGAAGGUACAAGCUCAAAACACUCGGUACAAGUAAUAUAUUAUAUAAUUAUCAAUAAACAUAGUACAAGAAAAACUUUAAUCGCCCAUUUAAAAUGACUGAAUCUACUAGAAAAAAAAUUUAAGAGGAAACAGAAACACUUGUCAUCUAGCUGGUUGACUGGGGACUCAUUUUACAGAGAAUGGCAUGGAAUCAGCUUUGCAAUGAUAAUAAUAUGUACCUAUGUAUAUGUAUCAAAUGGGAAGAACAAUAUAUGUGCUGUAUAUAUGUUAUGAGCAUGCUUGCUCAAUGGUGCAGACUGCCUUUGAUUCAGCUGUUCCUGCAGGUGUGUGUGUGUG